Messenger RNA from Apodemus sylvaticus (European woodmouse), 2733 nucleotides. RefSeq names its product peptidyl arginine deiminase 1 (gene Padi1). The coding region runs from base 1 to 1989 and encodes 662 amino acids. Gene Ontology annotation, molecular function: calcium ion binding; protein-arginine deiminase activity. NCBI's taxonomy places the organism in Eukaryota, Metazoa, Chordata, Mammalia, Rodentia, Muridae. The transcript has 16 exons. The record is from RefSeq and is a predicted model, not a curated record. Gene Ontology annotation, cellular component: cytoplasm.
AUGGCCUCCCGGCGAGCUGUCCAGCUGUCUCUGAGAAAGCCGACUCAUGCUGUGUGUGUGGUGGGUGUGGAGACACUGGUGGACGUCUACAGCGAUGUGCCCAAAGGCGCCAAGACCUUUGGGGUGUCUGGGAGCUCUGAGGUGAAGAUCUAUAUGGUCUACGAUCCCUCACGAGUGGCAGAGCCCGCGGGCCGGGCCCACUGGCCCCUGGAUGCCAAUGUGGAUGUGGUGGUGGUGGCAGACACAGUCAGUAAGGACUUACAUGACCUCAAGGUGAAGGUAUCGUACUUUGAGUCACAGGAGGCUGCCGCCCUGGCACACAGUGUGCUCUACCUGACUGCUGUUGAUGUGUCCCUUGACGUCGACACGGGCCGCACAGGCAAGGUGAAGAAAGGCUCUGGUGACAAGAAAACCUGGCGCUGGGGCUCCGGGGGAUCCGGGGCCAUCCUAUUGGUAAACUGUGACAGAGAUACCUACGGGUCCAGGGAGGACCUGCAUGCGAGCCAUUUGAGGUCGCUGGAGGACCUGCAGGACAUGUCCCCAAUGGUGCUGAGCUGUGGCGGCCCUGAUGAGCUCUUUGAGAUCCACAAGCUGGUCUUGAAGGCGUCCUUGUCCGAUUCCAGAAGACUGAAGGUCUUCUGUGCCCGGGGUGGGACCUCCCUCUCCAACUACAAACAGGUGCUCGGGCCCCGUCACAGCUCCUAUGACGUGGAACGGUAUCCCGGCGAGAGGGACAUCCAGUUCUUCGUGGAAGGGCUCACCUUCCCCGACGCCAGUUUCUCAGGGCUGCUGUCUCUCAGUGUCAGCCUGGUGGACACACGGCCCCUCUCCGAGGUGUCAGUCUUCACGGACAGCGUGACCUUCCGAGUGGCCCCCUGGAUCAUGACCCCCAACACCCAGCCGCCCCUGGAGCUCUAUGUGUGCAGCGUGAUAGAUAUUCAUGGCCGCAAUGACAAGUUCCUGGAAGAUAUGUCCCACCUGGCCAUGAAGGCCAACUGCAAACUAGUGGUUUGUCCCCGGGUAGAGAAUCGCAACGAUCGCUGGAUCCAGGAUGAGAUGGAGUUUGGCUACACUGACGCCCCUCACAAAUCCUUCCCUGUGGUCUUUGAUUCCCCGAGAAACAGAGGCUUGAAGGACUUCGCCCUUAAGAAGAUCCUGGGUCCUGACUUUGGAUAUGUGACCCGGGAGAUCGAGUUCGCAGGGGCCUCUGGCCUGGAUUCCUUCGGCAACCUGGAUGUGAGCCCGCCGGUGAGGGUGGGCAACACAGAGUACCCCCUCGGCCGAAUCCUCAUCGGUGGCAGCUUCCCCAAGUCCAGCGGGCGGCGGAUGGCCAGGGUGGUGCGCGACUUCCUGCAGGCCCAGCAGGUGCAGGCCCCUGUGGAACUCUACUCCGACUGGCUUUCCGUGGGCCACGUGGAUGAGUUUCUGAGCUUCGUGCCCACCUCUGACCAAAAGGGCUUCCGGCUACUCCUGGCCAGCCCCAGUGCCUGUCUCCAGCUGUUCCAGGAGAAGAAGGAGGAGGGCUUCGGAGAGGCCCAGCAGUUUGAUGGCCUCAGGUUUAAGGCAAAGAGAAGCAUCAACGACAUCUUAGCCGACAAGCACCUCAGGAGGGACAGUGAGCAUGUGCAGGAAUGCAUCGACUGGAACCGCGAGGUGCUGAAGCGGGAGCUGGGCCUCACUGAGAGCGACAUCGUGGACAUUCCGCAGCUCUUCUACCUGAAGGGAGCCUACGCCGAAGCCUUCUUUCCUGACAUGGUCAACAUGGUGGUCCUCGGCAAGUACCUGGGCAUCCCUAAGCCCUUCGGGCCCAUCAUCAACGGCCGCUGCUGCCUGGAGGAGAAGGUGCGCUCCCUGCUGGAGCCGCUGGGCCUACGCUGCGUCUUUAUCGACGACUUUCUCUUUUACCACCAGCUGCUCGGAGAGAUCCACUGUGGCACCAACGUGCGGAGGAAACCUUUUACCUUUAGGUGGUGGAACUCCGUGCCCUGAGCCUGCCCGGGGCGACCACCACCCUUGCUUCCCAGAUGAUGGGAGUCCCAGGGCAAGGGGAGGCCACAAACCAGCCUCCACCCUCCUGGGGCCUGAAAGCGGGCUGGCUGCUGUGGUCAGCUGGGCUCCGGAAGGGCCACACAUUUCUUCGUUUCUGGAGUCCUCGGUCCUGCCCAGGAGACUAUCGCCACUUCUUCCCUCUCUCUUUCCCAGCCAAAGCCCCCCAAGAGCGUCAAGAUCCGAAGCUGAGCCUUUUCAAGGCGUGGCCUCUACAGCCACGCCCCACUUUGAGCUGUUCCCCCACCCCACCCCCUUGUCUCUCUUGAAGCCUCUCUGCAGGCUGAGAAAAAUAGUUCUGGAACUGUUUCAGAAAUGCCCACUAUGCCAGGACCCUUGGCGGCAAAAGCACCGUGGUUUCAUAUGACUUCUGGAUUGCAUAAGAUGAAAAGGAAGAUUUGGGGUGUCCUUUUUCCCAAAGGACCUCAGGCCAUGGCCCUCUGGCACCGGUCAGCUCAAAUGUAGGCAAGCGAGGGCAGGAAAACUCCAUCCUUGAAAGCGGGCAAGCACAAAAGCCCCUCUAAUGCCCAACUCCAUCCAGUCCGACCUCUGCAGGCUGCUCGUUACAUGUCGGGGCAGCCUUUAAUUAUGAGCCUGGUGCUUCCUGUUGGAAGAUGCUGCCGGGCACAGGGAGGCCCCCGUGAAGCCUGCAAGCGUGGGUGUGGGUGGGCAGGAAGGUCGGACCAG